Molecule: messenger RNA, 3984 nt
Organism: Lepisosteus oculatus (spotted gar)
Lineage: Eukaryota; Metazoa; Chordata; Actinopteri; Semionotiformes; Lepisosteidae
Source: RefSeq, a predicted model, not a curated record
ACGGCAUCUGGACUCGCGAGGCGCACCGACACGGGGAUCCGCGCGGGCAGACUGGGGAGCCUGGAGCUACACGGAGCGCGAGAGGAGAACGACAGAACUUUGUCCUUCGCUUCCCAGAACCGGACCGCCGAGGCAGCGCGAACCCCGCCCUCUGCCGAGCCGCCACCGCCGCCACCGUCUCCGGCAAGAUGUACAGGUCCACCAAGGGGGCGUCCAAGGCGCGGAGGGACCAGAUCAACGCCGAAAUCCGGAAUCUAAAGGAGCUGCUGCCCAUCUCCGAAGCGGACAAAGCUCGGCUCUCCUACCUUCACAUCAUGUCCCUGGCGUGCAUGUACACCAGGAAAUCGGUGUUCUUCUCGCAGGGUACCGGCACCCAGGAGGAGAGCGGGGCGUUCCUGUCCUUCCAGGAGCUGUCCGAGUUCGUCCAGGCGCUCUCCGGCUUCCUGCUGGUGAUGACCAGCGAAGGCAAGCUGCUCUACCUGUCGGAAAACGUCACGGAGCACCUGGGCCACUCCAUGGUGGACCUCGUGGCGCAAGGCGACAGCGUGUAUGACAUCAUCGACCCCACCGACCACUUCGUCAUGCGCAGCAACCUGCUCCCGAGCCCUGCCGCCGCCGCGGGUGAGAACCGCUCCGUGCCCCCGGGGCGCUUGUGUUUGUGCUCGGUGCCCCUCGGCACCCCCGCUCACGCUGCCCUCUGCUCCCCCUCCGCAGUCAGCGAGGCCGGCGAUGGCAAGGUGGAGCUGGUCGUCCGGCUGCAGGCGCGGGACUCCUCCUGGGUCUGGAUCUACGCGCUGCUCCAGCUGGAGGCCCGGGAGAAUCCCAUCAGCUGCCACAACUACGUCAUCAGUGACGCGGAGGCCUGGAGCCUCAGGCAGCAGCUGGCGUCCGAGGAGAGCCAGCUGGCCUUCGUGCUGCGCGCGACCGCCUCCUACCAGGAGAGCCUGCUGCAGUCGCCGGGCCAGCUGUCCAGCCCGGACCAGGUCUUCACGCCCAGCAGCGGCGGCCUGUCUGUCCAGUCCUUCGACUUCGGCUCCGUCUGCCCCGCGGACAGCGGCCAGGAGCUCUCCGACGAGGCGGGGGCCGGCGGCUCCCAGGGCGCGGCGGCUCUGGGGCCGGACGAGCCCAUGCAGCUGGGCGGGACGCGGUCCAGCAUCUCCUCGGCCGAGGAGGAGCCCCCGGCCCCCGGCCAGCAGCCCCCCGGCGACGCCCUGGACUUCUUUGCCCGCAACUGCGCGUUCCUCCCCUUCCAGGCCGACCCCCUGCUGCCCGGCCCGCCGCCCAAGGAGUUCGUCUGCACCCCCCCCUACACCCCGCAGCAGGGCGGCUGCAGCUUCCUGUUCGGGGCCCCCGACCAGACCUUCCCCCCCUCCGAGACCACGCCCUCCGAGCUCUUCUUCCCGCUGGACAGCUGCAGCAGCGCCGCCUACGAGAAGCUGCCCCCGACGCCCGACAGCCCCGGCGACGGCGACUGCACGGUGAUGACCGUGCCCGAGGUCAGGGGGCCCCUGUACAUCGACGUGCCCAUGGUGCCCGAGGGCCUGCUGACCCCCGAGGCCUCGCCCAUCAAGCAGCCCUUCUCCUUCUUCAGCUACUCGGAGAAGGAGAGGGCGGAGAUCAGCCUGCUGGCGGAGCAGAUCAGCACGCUGGCCGAGGGCCUGAGCUCGGCCCUGUACCCCGACCCCCUCUUCGGCGCCAAGCAUGCCCACGUCGCCCGCAGCUCCUCCCUGCCGGCUGGGGUGCCUCCCGUCCCGCCCCAGCCCGGCCUCCUGGUGGACUUUUCCCAACUCAAGCCUUGGAAGAGCAUCGACUUUUCCCUCCUGGCAGAGGACGCCUCCCUGUUUGAAGAGAACGUCUUCGAGAGCAUCCUCAAGGACUUCUCCUCCUCCUCCUCCUCCUCCUCCUCGCCCCCCUCUCCCAGUGUCCCGUCCCUGGCCGCCGCUCCGCCCCUCCCUCCCGCCAAGGUGGGUGGCCAGGUGACGGCGAGGCGCCCCGCCCCCCAGUUUGGGGGGACGGUUGGGGGCGCUGGUAGUAGUCCACUCAGCCUGGACGCAGCGGAUCCUCGCGUCGAAGCGGCGCACCCUAGUAGCGUGGCAGGGGUGGCGGCCGGGGGGGUGCCCUUGGCGGCGCCCCUCUCGCCCCCCUCCACCGACCUGUCUCCGGAAGAGCAGUCCUUCCUGGAAGAGCUAGCCUCGUAUGAACCAGUGUUUGAGGCGAGUGCCUCGAGCUGCCCCUGUGAUGGGUUCCACGAUGAGUUGUAUCAACUCCGGAAUCACAUGCAAGACAACUUCCAUGAAGAUGGGAGUGGAAGGGAUCCUCCGUUCUAAAAUAAGUCUGUGACUUACUUCAUUAAGUAUGGCAUAUUGUCAUAUUUUGUGGAGCUUCUUUUACCAAAUGUGAAGAAUAUUUAACAUGAGGAAAAUAUUCACUGAAGUUUUUAGCUCUCAGCUACUGAUGGGACCAAGGUUGUCUUCUCUAUUUUUUUCCCACAAAGGUGCAUAAUAUGUACUCUGGGUGAGAUGCCGGUUUGAGUGCAUAAUAAUAAUGGAAGCUUCAGUUUUGUACAGAGAGAAAGCAUAUUCACUGAGAUUGUAAGCACUGUAUUAAGAGCAUACUGGAUAGAAUAGCAACAUGCUGUAGCUAUUUGGGAGACAAAGAGGACAUUGUAAGUGGACUUACAUAUGUAUCUGUAUUCACUCGUAGUGAGUAAUCUGUAUGUAACUUAUCGAGAAAAAUGUUUUUUUACAAAAAGCUUUUCCUUGCUGUUGGUACAAUAGAAACAAGCUUGCUCGCUUGCUCAAUGCAUACACAGGAGAACAAACAACAACAACGACCCAAUUUGACCUCGGUGUUGAAUAGGAGCCGCUGCAUUGACUAGCUUGCAGAUUCACAUCAGUUCAGGGGCAGGAGUCAAGGGUCCUGCUUCUGAGUUAUCGGAGUGAGAAGCAUUGCAGCACACAAGUCCUCCCUCCAGCCACAGGUGUCCUGCCACACCGCGCCCACAGACCUAGAGCUUCCCUGCCCGAAAUAACACUGGGGUCCUCUCAAGGAGGAGAGCGCCAUCUGCUGCUGUCGUAUCAGAACUGCAAUAUUGAAAACUUGAAAAAAAACCCAACUGCUUGGUUGAGCUUCUUCACGCUGAUGGGAUAUUCGCUUGUGGCUGCAAUGUUUCUGGCUUUUAAGACCUUGUGUAAUGUGUUGUAUAGAAAAAUGUAAAAAAACCGAGAGGCAGUAGCUGCGCCACAGUAGAGCUGUUUUAUAUGUGGUGCACAGACUGCCCUCCAGACGAAUAAUAGCAGAGUUGUGUGUCUGCCAGAUGCACAACGAGCACACUGAUUGUAUUCCGAUGGGAUGGAGUGCACCGAGCCGCGGGCGGGCAGCUGGCCAUCGGGAUUGUGGCAUCAAUAUUUGAAACGCCGUGGUGACCCCCCUGCCAGCCGCCCGGGUCCUGGUGAGGUGGACUUCGCUCAGUAGUGCCCUGCGGUUGCUUAGCUGGGGUGCCUGGCAUGGCUGGGGCUGUGCCAGCGCAGUGAGAGAACCCCCAGUCUUUCCUGGGGUUCAGUAUUGGGACGCAGGUUGCGGAAACAAAGGUAAAAGAACUCUUGUUCUGGGUACUGUUACACUAAACUCCAGCGACACGGAGAGAAUGUGUCUGUUCCUCCGUGUCGUCACGUUAACGUAGAGUUGUCUACGGUCAAGUAUAAGGAUUGAUUCCUGUAUAAGUUCUAGCUAUUUAAUUGCUAAGUUUAAGAAAAAUGUUCUAUGUAUAUACAUAUUUAUAGAUAUGUAUAUGCUGUACAGUGAUUCACAGAAUGUGAAAGGAGUAAAAUUUGUAUAUUUAUAUAAAUACAGUAUGUACAGAAAAAACCUUUUUUAUAAAACAUUUAAGAAAAUGGACAUUGUGAAACAGUUGUGUUGCUGAUAAGUGUAUUUUGUUGUUAAACAAAUGCAUUUAUAUUAAAGUGCACUUAAAAGCUGAUGUUA